Molecule: messenger RNA, 1625 nt
Organism: Penicilliopsis zonata CBS 506.65
Lineage: Eukaryota; Fungi; Ascomycota; Eurotiomycetes; Eurotiales; Aspergillaceae
Exons: 4
Coding region: 202-1440 (412 amino acids)
Source: RefSeq, a predicted model, not a curated record
UCCAGCGCCAGUUGAUUUCGACGAGCCCGUCCUCCUCCCUGCCUCUCCACUCCUCAGAUUCGUUCGAUUCCGCCGGUUCCGGUCGAGCCUGGAAGGCGACAUCGUCCGACUCGAUCCGUCAGCCAUCGGAUGCACCGUUCAACCGUCCACCAUCCACAGGAACUAAGCUAAGACUAUAAGCAGCUUCCCCCCUGGAACGAAAUGCCUCUCUGGCGAAGUUCUGCGCCCGCAGAAAGCGAUCCGGCACAAGCACAAGAGAGCAGCGCGCACAACGAUCCCGUCGCAUCCGCGACGUUGGCGGCGGGCGAGGGAUGGCUCGCGGGGCAUCUGAACCAUCUCACGACGGAACAGGAGGAAAAGCUGGCGGAGUUGAAGGCGUUGAGUGCCGAGAAGGGAUAUUAUACACCGGCGUCGGUGUCUAGUGGGGGUCCUAGCCAUGACGACGCGACGAUGCUUCGCUUCCUUCGUGCACGCAAGUUCGACGUGAAUGCCGCGUUCGGCCAGUUCAAGGAUACAGAGGACUGGCGACGGGAUAAUGAGAUCGACGCGUUGUAUGAGAAUAUCGACGUUGACUCGUACGAGGCGGCUCGCCGGAUGUACCCCCAAUGGACUGGCCGGCGCGAUCGUCGCGGAAUCCCCGUGUACGUGUUUGAGAUCCGGCAUCUGAACAGCAAGAACAUGGCGGCAUACAACUCGACGAUGACCACGCCGACGGCCGAAACGCACCAGGCGUCGACCGUCCCGGCGCGGCUGCUCCGUCUGUUCGCCCUGUACGAGAACCUGCUGCGUUUCGUCAUGCCCCUGUGCUCCGAGCUGGGCCGUCCAAACCCGGAAACCCCGAUUGUCUCCUCCAACAACAUCGUCGACGUGAGUGGUGUUGGGCUCAAGCAGUUCUGGAACCUCAAGGGCCACAUGCAGGAUGCUAGUGUGUUGGCUACGGCGCAUUACCCAGAGACUCUUGACCGUAUUUUUAUCAUCGGAGCUCCCUCCUUCUUCCCCACCGUCUGGGGUUGGAUCAAACGCUGGUUCGACCCCGUCACGACGUCCAAGAUCUUCAUUCUCAGCGCCGCAGAGGUGAAACCCACGCUCACCUCGUUCAUGGACCCGACCAGCUUUCCGAAACAGUACGGCGGCGAGCUCGAUUGGCAGUGGGGGGAUAUGCCGAACCUGGACGAGCCCGCCCGCGACCUCGUCAGCCAGAUCGUUUCUACUCCAGAGGGUGAAGGCUCGACUCAUCCAACUCUCAUCAAGGGCCCGGUCUUGUUCAAGGGCACCGAGAUCGAGAUCCUCGGUAAAGUGGACGGCAAGAGUCGGAAACAGACUCUUCCCGUCGUCAAGAAGGUCGUUGCGGAGCAUGACAACGUUGUCAACGGCUCCAACGACGAGAAAGUGCCCCUCGACCAGGCGGACGAGAACAUCUCCGUCCCUACGACAGCAUAGUUUUCUUACAUCUUUCUCUUUCUCGGCUGGAUGGAGGCCUGUUAUCUGAUAGAGGCGCUCUGCUCUACUUACUUUCGGGAUGCAUUCUAUGUUUCAUAGCAUAAUAUAAAUAGUAAUGCAAUUCGGGUAUAUAUAAAGUACUUCACUACAGUCGAAUACAACUACUGAAGUGACAUGAUGAACGC